AUGGCUUCUUGCACAGACUUGUAUCAAGAUCUCCAGGAGGAGCUCAUCUGCCCCAUCUGCAGGGAGUACUUCACAGACCCUGUGACCAUUGAGUGUGGCCAUAGUUUUUGUCAAAGUUGCCUUCUCAGGAACUGUCAGGAAGCUUUUCCCCUCUUCUACUGUUUAGAGUGCAGGAGUGUCUCCCAGCUGAAGGAUUUCCAAGUCAAUGUGUGUCUCGGGAAACUGGCAGCCAUUGCCAAAAAAUCAAGACCCCAUUCCUUGCAGAACCCUGAAGGGCAUGGCAAGUAUGAGGUACAUGAGGAAGUCCAGAAGCUGUUCUGUAGGGAUGACCACAGCCCGAUCUGUGUGUCCUGCUCUCAGUCCCAGAAGCAUGAAGCUCACAUACUCUCCUGUAUUCAUGAGGCUGCUGAGGACUUCAGGGGGAAACUCGACGAAACUGUGAAUGAUUUGUGGAGGAAAAGUGAGAAAGUUGCACAAAAGAUGGCUAAUGGGAAGGCCAUAUUCAAAAUAGUAUUAAAAAGAAACGAAUCUGUGCUUAGUGAAGAAAUAGAAAAUUUCCACAUCAGGAGGAUUGCUUGUCCCAUCCCUGGAAUUAUAGAAGCAAUUUCCAAUUUCAAAGUGGACAUCACUCUAGAUCCUAGCACAGCCAGUCCAGAUCUCAUCAUAUCUGAAGAUUUGAAAAGUGUGAGCUAUGGAGGAAUAGAAGAGAAGGAGUCCAGCAGCAAUAGGAGAUUUGGAGAGUUGGUCCUUGUUCUUGGUACUCAGUUCUUCAUUUCAAAGAGAUACUAUUGGGAGGUGAACGUGCCAGGCCAUACUUGCUGGUGUGUUGGUGUCUGUAGAGUAUCAUCCCUGAUAAAUGGCUAUUUUGCACUUAUGGCUCUGCCUGAAAACAAUCGCUACUAUCUUUAUGCCAUAUCUGAGAACCAUAUUCAUCAAAAAAUCCGUGUGAGAUACCUCCAGAUCAGUGAAUUAAAAAUGGUUGGGAUUUUCCUCGACUAUGAUCAUCGAGAGAUAUCAUUUUAUCAUGUGAGAGAAAAUUAUCUUAUUUAUACUUUCCCUACUGUGUCAUUCUUAGGACCUCUGAGGCCCUUAUUCUCUCUUUCUAAGAAAGUUUUGAUGAAUGAUGGCUCUCUAACAAUCUGCCCCUAA
Molecule: messenger RNA, 1149 nt
Organism: Vombatus ursinus (common wombat)
Lineage: Eukaryota; Metazoa; Chordata; Mammalia; Diprotodontia; Vombatidae
Product: E3 ubiquitin-protein ligase TRIM11-like
Exons: 2
Coding region: 1-1149 (382 amino acids)
Molecular function (GO): protein binding
Source: RefSeq, a predicted model, not a curated record